AAAUGAGCGCUUGCUUUGAUGAUUUACAUACGCACUAGACUUGUUCUGAUGCGUUGUGAGCCUUGUUAGCGCUCCAGUGAAGCGAGGGCGGCUGAGCCUCGUGCCGCAUGCAUGUACGGAUAUUACGCAUGCUUCAUUGUGGCAAGUUGCAACUUGGCCGCUUUGUUCACUUCGCAUAACCAUCACAGAUUCGCAGACCUCAACCGCAACCAACCUCCCAUGUGAUUUCCGCCAAACCGUUAGUGCCACUUAGAUCGCUUCCACAUCCACAACAAACCUAAAUUGUCAGAAAGAGUAAAAACAAAUUCAAUGGCCUCUCCAAGAUUCAACACCAAAUCCCCCACCAUCCGCCGCAUCCUCCGCGAAGCCCAAGAACUCACCACCUCCCCGUCGCCGGACUACCACGCGAGCCCGCUCGAGACCGACCUAUUCGAAUGGCACUUCACCCUACGCGGCCCGCCGCACUCGGCAUUCGAAGGGGGGAUCUACCACGGGCGGAUCGUACUGCCACCAUCCUACCCAUUACGCCCCCCAUCCUUCCGGUUCCUGACGCCCUCGGGCCGGUUCGAGACCAACCGCGAGAUCUGCCUGAGCAUCUCGGGCCACCACGAGGAGACGUGGCAGCCCGCGUGGGGGGUGCGCACGGCGCUCGUGGCCCUGCGCAGCUUCAUGGAGACGGACGUCAAGGGCCAGCUGGGCGGGCUCGAGGCCAGCGACGACGUGCGCCGCCGCCUCGCCCGCGAGAGCAGCGCCUGGCGCUGCCCGGGGUGCGGGGGGCGGACGAAUGGUGAGAUUAUGGCUGAGGUUGAGGAGAGGUGUAAGGAGGUGCACGGGGAUAAUGUGGGUAAGGGGAGGCAGGAGGAGGUUAAAGUGCCGGAGGAAUUGAAGAUGGGGUGGCGGGAUGAGAUGACGCGGGAUCCGGGGGAUAAGGGCGAAAAUGGGAAGGGAAAGGGGAAGGGAAAAGAGGAGGUGGCGGAUGAUGAUGAUGAAGAGAGCGCAAGGUUAGCGGAGGGGUUCGUGCAGACUGCGCUAACCGCGCCGGUAACCGAGCCUACGACGUCGAGCUCGAUGCCGCCUCGAGUGCCGCCGACUCCAGCACCACCGAAUUCAACUCGUGGCGGUGCUGACUCAACAACGCAGCAGUUGCAGAUGGUUGACCGGAGGACCUCCGGUGAUGAGGUAUGGCUGGACCGGUUGAUCAUUGCUGUGGCUAUCUUGUUGGCCGCCGUGGUGGCCAAGGUCAUGAUGAUAUAAGAUUCUGGGUCGGCGAAACUACAUCGUUCCUUAGGGUGGGUUAGGAUGGCAUGUUCUCUGAGAUGGCGUCGGGGCGUUCGGAUAGACAGCAAUGGCCCUCACAAUUGUUCAAUAACCAGCUUGUCGAUAUUAUAGCAGAUAUUUCUUAGGGGGAGGAUUGAUCCUGGCCCGUCAUCUCUUCGUCCGGAUAACUUAAAUGGGAAAAUAGUACUAAUCUCC
This is a messenger RNA of Canariomyces notabilis, 1473 nucleotides long. Its product is annotated as UBC-like protein. The transcript is spliced from 2 exons. The record is from RefSeq and is a predicted model, not a curated record. Bases 310 to 1254 code for a protein of 314 amino acids. NCBI's taxonomy places the organism in Eukaryota, Fungi, Ascomycota, Sordariomycetes, Sordariales, Chaetomiaceae.